Xenopus tropicalis (tropical clawed frog) is the source of this 2186-nucleotide messenger RNA. Its product is annotated as provisional ortholog of ring finger protein 170. Gene Ontology annotation, molecular function: ubiquitin protein ligase activity. NCBI's taxonomy places the organism in Eukaryota, Metazoa, Chordata, Amphibia, Anura, Pipidae. The record is from RefSeq and is marked provisional.
GGAAUGAGGCCACAUUACAACAGAUCGCUGUCAGCUGGUCUGUGUGCGAGACGUGCAAACUGAUCUCUUCUCUGACAUAUGCUCAAGGCACUAUGCUCAGUCACACAUUUUGCAGUCCGUCAGAAACCAGGUUUUCUUGUGGUUACAAGCUUGAUAUGAAUUCACCAAAACCAGAACAGGAGAAGCUGUCUCUGACAAAUAACAAAGACAGCUACAAAUGCCGACAGUCUCAUUUCGACAAUGAUCUAAAUUGCCCUGUCUGCCUACAGACGGCUACCAUGCCAGUGGAGACCAACUGUGGCCACUUAUUUUGUGGAUCCUGUCUGAUGACCUACUGGAAGCAUGACCCCUGGUUAGGAGCUAUGAGUUGUCCUCUUUGCAGACAAAAGGUUGUUCUACUUUACAAUGAUUUCUGGGAAAAUCAGGCAGACAAGCUGAGCAGAGACAUUGUGCAUGACAUACGACAUUACAAUAAUCGGUUCUCUGGAAAACCAAGACCUGUCACAGACUACCUUUAUGAUAUGCCAUCACUGCUGCAUCUGGGUUUGAGAAGAAUCUUCACUAUGGGUGGACUUGUGUGGGUCUUUUGCCUUAGGAUUUUAGUGUGCUUAUUUGGAGCAGUCGUUUGUUUCUCUACCCCAUUUGAUGUAAUCCCAGACCCCAUGUGUGGAAUCCUCAGUAUUAUUGAUGACCUAGUUGUAGUCUUCCUUCUUUUAAGUUGCAUCAUAAACAUUUUCCAGCAGCUUUCUCAGGAAGGCAGGAGCAUAGGCCACUCUACAUCUGAAAGCAACAUGUCUGAAUACUGACCGGCUAACUAUUACAUAUAUAUAUGUAUUUAAAUGGGUUUUCACCUCUAAAUUAACUUAGUAUUAUGUAGAGAGUGCUAUUCCAUGACAAUUUGCAAUUGGUCUUCAUUUUUAUUAUUUGCCAGUUUUCAAAUUAAGUAAUUUUUGUUCAAAUUAAGCUUUUUGAUCAGCAGCUCUUCAUCUUGGAAUUUCCGAAGCUAUCCGGUUGCAAGUGUCCAAUUUUACCUAGCAACCAGGCAGUGGUUUGAAAGAGAGACAGGAAUAUGAAUAGAGAAGGGCCUAAAUUGAAUGAUUGAAAGUAAUACAAAUUCUAAUACAAUAUAAAAAAUUAAGAACUUGCUAAAGAAUAGCCCAUUCUAUAACACUAAGAUAACCUAAAGGUGAACCACCCCUUUAACAUUACAUACAUUUAAGGUUGAAGAGCAACCUAAGUGAUCAGUUUGUAUGGCGAUGACACGCACAGAGAAAACAUUUCAUUGCUCUAUAGAAACAUGUCAACACAUCCAUUUUAUACUGUAAUUACAAUAGAAGUAGAAGUGCCAUAUUCAUUACUGGUGCAGAUGCAGAGAUAUUAGUGCUUAGCCACAUUUAUCAUGCAUUGCCAGUACCUUGCCAUGCAAGGACUUGGCAACAGAGACAGAAGGACCAGCAACUGCUGAUAAUCAAGAAGUAUUAAUGAUCCUUUAGGGGACCGGGUGCAUUGGUGGGUGCUGGAUGCAAUAAAUGGCAGUCUCCAGUAACUUUUAGAUCUUGUAACCACUGCCAGUUUUCAUUCUGAAUUUACGUUUUUAGUUUUCUAAUUCUAACAGCAAAGUGAAUUCAUAGGGGUAUUCCUCUUAGGUUCUAUACUAUUCUCUAAUAUAUUAAUAAAUCCAUCACUACUUACUGUACACAACAUUAGAGAAAAAAAUAUACAUACAAUACCGUAUCUGGUAUGAACCUCCCGGUACAACAACAUUGUUCCUUUAUUUUUUAAUGCUUUGUUUUUAAUGGAACGUAAUAACAACAGUACUGUCUAGGUGAAACCAUUGCAUAGUACCAGCACAAGUAGAAUAAUACCUUUUCUUUGGGAAAAAAUAUAUUGUGACAAGGGGAAAAUCCAUUUAACCCUUUACAUUGUUUAACUACAUUAGUUGUAUUUCUUGUAAAUCCCUCCAAAGGGAUAUAUAGAAUUUAGCACUGAUAUAAUUUAAUUUGAAUUAAUUCAUGAAUUUUAAAAAUUAAGGAAUGUAUAAUGUAUAAAUGCACUUCAGUAUUGAACACAUUGAUGUACUUGUAUGCCAUGUUACAGGGUGUAUGUACACACUUUUGUAUUUAUUAUAUCAGAUUUGUACAUUGUGGGUCAUGCAUGUAUUUUUUCAAUAAAACAUUCAAAGACCA